GCUAUGAGAGUCAAAAACAAGGCUAACCGAGGGAAGGAGGGAGUACAUGCUCAGGGGAACCGAAACCACUAUCUCCACAAGGCAGUUAAUGAGGAGAAACUGAAGCGGCCGCUCUCACACAUGCAAGCGUGGGAGAUCACCCAUACGCGGAAGGACACCAAGCCUGGCGAGCCCAAGUACUACGGCAAGAAGACCGCGCAUAGGAAGAAGGCCUACUCCGAUGGGUAUCUGGCGUUACAUCCUGACACACCUGACCCCAUUGCGGCGGAUCUGGACGAAAGGGUGGUGGUGGGCAUGGGGCCGAAGGAGCACGGUCGGGAGGCGGUUCUCGAUGCUGUGAUCACUCCUACUAUCUCCUACACACAGCUCCGUCGGAUCAACCCGACCCUGAGCGAGCACACGAGCACGCCCAUGAGCAGUGCACCGUCACUGUCCCUCUUUCAGGAGCAGCAAACUUUGUUUUAUGAGUUUCAUCAUGUCAUACUGUAG
This is a messenger RNA of Triticum aestivum (bread wheat), 489 nucleotides long. RefSeq lists its product as uncharacterized. Lineage: Eukaryota; Viridiplantae; Streptophyta; Magnoliopsida; Poales; Poaceae. The record is from RefSeq and is a predicted model, not a curated record. The transcript is spliced from 3 exons. The coding region runs from base 4 to 489 and encodes 161 amino acids.